CACACCGAACGCCCUCUUAGGCCCCUCCUCCAGAGCACUCCUGUGAACCCCACUAUAGAGCUCCCCUUAUGGACCCUCCCCUCCAUUGCUCUCCCCCUCCCCCAGUCUGUGUCCUAUGUACCUAUAUGCUUCCAUCACCCCACACUCCCUCUCCCCUAUAGCCCCCAUACUCUGUUCCCUAUAAGCCCUCAUACUCCCCGUCCCCUAUAGCUCCCCUAUAUCGGCCAUCACUGUAGCUGCCUAUAGAUCCCUCAUACCCGCAAUUUCCCCUCAGAUCUUAUAGAUCCUUUAUAAGCUUCCCCCACAGCUUUCCCCUGUGUCCCCCCAGGCUCUAUAUAUCUCCUAAAGCCACCACAGACCCCAUCCAAUGUCCCCCAGGGCGCCGUCCAGGUCAGCGAGCACUGCAAGAGAUCCGCAUGUACCAGAGCAGUACCCGCCUGCUUCUGCGCCCCGGCCCCUUUGCCCGUGUGGUGCGGGAGCUCUGCCUACUCUUCACCCGCGGGGUUGAUUACCGCUGGCAGCGUAUGGCCCUGCUGGCGCUGCAGGAGGCAGCAGAGGCCUUCAUCGUGCGGCUGCUGGAAGACGCGUACCUGUGCUCACUGCACGCCCGUCGAGUCACCCUGUUCCCCAAAGAUCUGCAGCUGGCCCGGCGCCUGCGGGGAGUGGAGGGGGGUGGCAUCUGAAUGGAGACCCCCCUGAGCCCUUGCACAGAGGUUUAACCCCCCAGACCCCUGUACCAGGAUUCCCACCCUAGGACUCUCUCCUGACAAUCUCACACCUCUAAUCUUACUGGGAUCUCCUUUGGGACCAUCAUGCUUGGAUCCACCCCCAUGGGGUCUCCCAAGCUGAGGCCCCGUCCUGACAUGCCUCAUCAGAUUUGGGAUCCACCCCCCCAGGAACUGCCACGUGGACCCACCCCACAGACUCCCCCCUAUUGGACCCCCACCUCAGGAUACCCAACAACCCCUUCCAGGAUCCAUCCCAGGGUGGAGGUUUCCUUCCUUAGUCCAGCAUCCCCCAGAUUAUUGAGGACCUCUACCCAUGAUCCCCUGGUACCUCCUCACCACAAUACUAGUUCCAGGGGAACCUACCCAGGACCUCCACCAUACUGGAGACCCAGUUCUGCUGCACCCCAAUAAAUGAAUAAAUGUUUGUGACCCCUA
This is a messenger RNA of Parus major (Great Tit), 1163 nucleotides long. RefSeq names its product centromere protein A (gene CENPA). Gene Ontology annotation, molecular function: protein heterodimerization activity; structural constituent of chromatin; DNA binding. The coding region runs from base 417 to 683 and encodes 88 amino acids. NCBI's taxonomy places the organism in Eukaryota, Metazoa, Chordata, Aves, Passeriformes, Paridae. The transcript has 3 exons. Gene Ontology annotation, cellular component: nucleosome. The record is from RefSeq and is a predicted model, not a curated record.